Messenger RNA from Bubalus bubalis (water buffalo), 1491 nucleotides. RefSeq names its product selection and upkeep of intraepithelial T-cells protein 7-like. Gene Ontology annotation, biological process: regulation of cytokine production; T cell receptor signaling pathway. Gene Ontology annotation, cellular component: external side of plasma membrane. Lineage: Eukaryota; Metazoa; Chordata; Mammalia; Artiodactyla; Bovidae. The coding region runs from base 313 to 1242 and encodes 309 amino acids. The transcript is spliced from 5 exons. Gene Ontology annotation, molecular function: signaling receptor binding. The record is from RefSeq and is a predicted model, not a curated record.
ACAUGUCUCUUGCAAAGAUAACAUGAGUUCUCUCAGGUGAUGAAGUUGCAGCUGCAAGUGGUUUUGAGAUUUUAUAAUACAGACAACAGGCACCUUGCUGUUGUCUCUAUUAAAGCAUAUUGAUUUCAACUUAGAAUAAAACCAAGUUCAGCUGGCAGGCAAUAGGUGGACGCUGUGGCACACAGGACCCACUUUGUAGUAUCUCUUACAAACUAUCAGUACAGCAGCAUGGCUGAUUCACGCUUGGACAUUGAGACAACUUAAUGAAGGACCUGGAAAGAAAUUUCUUCUGGAUUCUGGAGCUCAAGCACGAUGAAGCUUAAACCCUCUUCUUUUUCUGGGUCCUGUGUGAGCUUUCUUCUACAAGUGAUGACAUCAUCUUCAGAAAACUGGACAGUAACCAUUCCCGUGAGACACUUGGUGGCUACAGUAGGAGGACACACUGAGCUCAGCUGCCAGUUGUCCCCACCACAAAGUGCAGAGCGCAUGGAGGUGCGCUGGUUCAGAGGGGACAAUUCCAAACUUGUUCACCUAUACAGGGAUGGCCAUGAAGUGAAUGGAGAAGCUGCCCCAGAAUAUGUGAACUGCACAGAGUUUGUGAAUGAGGCCAUUAGACAGGGCAAGGUGACUCUCAAACUUCAUAAUAUCAGUGUUUCUGAUGAUGGAUCAUAUCAGUGUUCGUUUAAAGGUAGUGGCAUUAAUGAUGUGGCCAGCAUGAAUCUGAGCAUAGCAGCAUUAGGCUUGGAAACACAAAUCCAUGUUCAGGCUCCUGGCACUGAGGGACUCACGGUGGACUAUAACUCAGGAGGGUGGUUCCCAAAGCCCCAGAUGGAGUGCAGAGACGGCAGAGGAGAGAUAGUUCCACAUUUAUCAAAAUCCUAUUCACAGAAUGGAGCCAGAUUGUUUCACAUGAAGAUGACUCUUGUCCUUAGAAACCAGUCAUGGGGCAACAUGACUUGCUACAUUCGCAAUCCUCUAACAGGUGAAGAGAAACGAACAAAAAUCAUCCUGGCUGAUGACCUGUUUUGCCCAGAUCACAUUUGGAUGACAUUCUCUGUAUUGCUUCUGUUCGUGAUGUUGUUUUUGGCUAUUGUGCUCCUUUGUUGUCAAUGUUUCACAAAUGGAGAUAACUGCUGCAACCAGUGUGGAGUCACUAAGAGAAUCUCUCUUAAAGUGAUGUGUAAGUCACAUGGGGUGUUUAGGCAAAGCUGUACAACAUUUGUCAAUGAAUGCCAAUCAUAGGAAGAUUUAGGGCUUGUUUCUCACUUUAGAAAUGUUGAACUUCACAUCUCUGAACUUCUCAGGACAAGGGAGGUCAGUAUAGAUGUUUCCUGAGUGGUUCAGACCCACAGUUAGUUCUAUGCCCUCAAGGUAAGUGCUUUCUCUCUUAAGUAAAUAUUCAAUCAACAUGAAGUUAAUCCAGCAUCUGCCUCACUCAAAAUCACUUUGUGAUGGAUGAAUCCUAUGAGUCUUGUUCUAGAAUACACUUAA